This is a messenger RNA of Diorhabda sublineata, 8918 nucleotides long. RefSeq names its product calponin homology domain-containing protein DDB_G0272472 (gene ens). Gene Ontology annotation, cellular component: microtubule cytoskeleton. The transcript has 8 exons. Bases 242 to 2860 code for a protein of 872 amino acids. The record is from RefSeq and is a predicted model, not a curated record. NCBI's taxonomy places the organism in Eukaryota, Metazoa, Arthropoda, Insecta, Coleoptera, Chrysomelidae. Gene Ontology annotation, biological process: microtubule cytoskeleton organization.
UAGGCAGGGAAAUAAAAAUAUUUUUCUAGUUCUGUUUUUUAAAAAUAUUUUAAAAGUUCAACUAAGUCAGGUUACUUUUUCAGAUUCUCCCCUCAAUACUUUGAAUAAAUCUUUAAAAAUAUCCUCAUUUUUGAAAUCUGUCAACCUUCCUAUAUAAGACUGUCAGUUGUCUAUUCUUGUAAUGUCUUGACGCGUGUUUGCAGUUUGCAGUGCUGGUUUAUUUUUGGUGGUGUGAGAGAAAAUGGCAGAAAAUGGUCGAAAAAUUAUGGAAGAAUCCAAGUCUACAGUCGAUAAAGAAACAAGAUUCCGCACCUUAAAAGAGCGACAAAAUGAAGAAAGGCAAAGAAAAUUGGAAGAAAUCAAGGCACAAGCACUUGCUGCACAAAUAUUCAAAGAACAAAAAGAAAAUGAAAGGCGUAGACGGUUUGACGAAUUAAGAAGUAGAGAUGACGCGAAACGCCAACAAGUUGAAGAACGUAAACGGGCUAUAAACGAAGCUGAAAAGGAUAGAUUGGAAUUUAUAUUAAGGAAGAAUCAACAACGAGAACAGCGGCUGGAAACAAAAAAGAAAAAUGAGAGAAGUAGCGCUGUUUUCGCUUUUGGUUCUUCUACACCCCGAAUGUUAGAUCCAAAUGACGUGUCCGCUUCUUUUUGGGGUACUAGGAGAGCUACUUCAAUUCAAAAUAUUGUUACUUCUACAAAUUCUUCUACCCUAACUCGACGACAAUCUGAACGGGACUUGGAUGCUGGAAACAAGAAACGUGCUACUUCUGCCACCGGACUGGAGAGAACUGGUGAAAGUAGUGCACCAGUAAUACCAGCCGGCUGUGCAAGCGGUUACUCAGGACGUAGGCGCACUGACCUAGUCCCUACCAUUCCAUCGAAAGAAUCAAUCAGUUCAUCCCGCAAAUCCUUAAACCACUCACCAGGUAGGGCUUACUCAAUGACCCGCUUAGAUCAGCUUGCCAAACCACGCAGACGACACGAUCUACCAUCAUUGGCAGAAACCAACUCCUUUCGUCCUUUAUCCUCUUCCAGUCACUCUUCUGUUACCCGUAGCAUGAGCCACUUGGCCGUAAGUAAAACGGCACCGUCACCAACUAGAAGAGAGUUGAACAAGGCGGACAGUCGCAGCAUGCAGCAGCUGACUGAGAAACCUCACGGCCUGCCUCGUACAACUCGUGCCACUCUAUUAAGGGAGCAGAAAUUGCUCGCAUCCUCCAAUUGCAGUGAGGCAUCAUCACGACCAAGUAGUUCCCUCAGUCAGCAGAGCACAAACAGCUUGGCUAGUUCGGUAAAUGUUAGACAACGUCUAACAACAGGACCGAGGAAACCAAGACCAAUUAGUAUUGCCGUGACUGGCAUAUCAACAGACGCCAAAAACGAUAACAAACCUCCUAUUCCGAAAACGAGGAAAACGAUAACAAAAACAACUACUACUGCGAUAAACAGCGAUAAAAUUAAUAGAAAUAAAGCUAAAACUCCUGUAGAUAGUGUUACUAAAACUUUGAAAAACACUACUACUGCUACUGUAACGGGUAAAGACAAGCUUCAAGAAGAAACUACCAGUAAUCAAAAGUCUGAAGAACACCGUGUCCCUCCAAAUAAAAUUAAACCAGAUAUUGUAAACGGGGAAGUAGAAUUUAAUGUGCCUCAGAAUAAGCGUGAUAUAGAAGUAGCAUCAGAGUAUAAAUUAGAAAGUAAUAAUGGAAGUAUUAAUGUAGGACUUGGAGAUGGUACAAUAAAAACAUUGGAGAUAGAAAAGGUGGAACUAAAUAAAAAAGAAACUAAUGAUAAAACAGUAACAAAUACAAGAGAAAUAACAGAAUCAGAUAAAGAAGAAUCUACAGUAUCGGAAGCUAAAACUGAUCAGUUGUUAAUUGAUGUGCAAAUUAGUAAAAAAGAAGAUGUAGUCGAAUCUAUUAAAUCCAAUAGUGAAUCGAAAAUACCUGAAUCCGAAAAACCAGAAAUCCAAAAGACUCCAAUUAAAAAAGAACAAACCAAUUCAGUUGAGGAUCAAAAAUCACUUGAAGACGAGAAAAAUAGAUUAAAUAUUAGUACAUCACAAACUCUUUCUGAAAAUAGUCUGAUUGAUCAAAUAAAUAUGGAGAGUCAAGAAAACGAAAUGACAACAUCAAUGACAAAGGUUCGUAUUAAUACUGAAAAGGAAGCAAAAGCUGCACUCGCAGAAAGAAGAAGACUAAUUCGAGAAGAAGCUGAAAGACAAGCUGAAUUAGAAAGAUUACGAUUAGAAGCUGAAGCUAAAGCUGAAUUAGAACGCCAACAACGAGAAGAAGAACAAAUAAGACAAUUAAUUGAAUUACAAAGGCAAGCAGAACAGGAAAGACUACAGGAAGCAAUCAGAGAAGCUCAAAAACGCGAGGAGGAAGAGAGAUUAAAAAGAGAAGAGGAACAAAAAUUGAAACUAUUAAAAGAAGAGGCAGAAAGGAAGGCAAAAGAGGAUGCUGAAAAACAAAAAGCUGAGUUACAAGAAAGGCUAAAAAAUGAAGAGAAAGAAAGGGAAGCUCGUCGAAAGAGGGUUGAGGCCAUUAUGUUAAGGACAAGAGGAAAAAAUGCUAAUAAUACACAGAGCACAGAUGAAAAAAAUGAAAAUAAGCCCGCAGAAGAGAUGAAAAGUAACGAAGAAAAUAAAAUAAAUGGAACGAAAAUAGACGAGCAAGAAAAUGGCACAACAAAAGUAGUCAAAGACAUUGUUGAUAAUUUGAUACCCAAUGAAAUAGUGAAAAACGCCAAUUCAGUCACAAUAGAAUCCAUGAAUACGAACGAUUCAAUAAAUUCAAAUAACACGUGGCGAGAUAACCAACAGUAUGGUAAUUUUAUGUGUAAUAACAAUAGUUAAAGAAAACAAAUAUCUGUAUUUUUCAGAUUCAUUGAUGUGAGAGACUAAAUUUAGAUAUACAUACUAUAAAUAAAUAUAUAAUGUAUGUGUGUAUAUAAUGUAUACAUGCACACAUGUAGUAUAAAUUCAUUGUGUUGAUUUAUUAAUUUAAAUGCCCAUAACUUUUAUUUUUCAUUGUUAAUGUUUGUGUACACUUUUUCAGUUUCUAUUUCAAAUCAAUAUUUUACCUACAUAUAAUUUAUUACCUAAAAAUCACAUCUUCGAUUAAUAAAUCCCUUUCAAUCAAUAUUUGACAGUUUAAAAUUGAUUCCUUUUGUAAUUAAUAUUUUUGUCAACAAUGUCACUACCCCUUUCUAGGUCUAAUUCAGUUUUUCAAACGUUAUUGCUUAGAAAAUAUCUACACAAUAAUACAGCUUUAUUCUAUAAAUCGUUCUGGUAUCGAAUUGAUGAUGAAAAGAAAAUACAAUGGAAAGGGAAAGUGUAAUUGAGGGCGCUCACUUCUGGCAUACUUUAAAAAUUAUAUGUAUUACCUACGUUCAUAAUUGAUUUUUUAUAUUAGUUGUAUAUGAAUUGAACUAGGUCUUAUGAAUUUUUUUAAAAAGAAUUUAUUGAAUUAUAUGUUUGAUUUAAAUUUUAAAUCUGAUGGUUAAAAAUAUAUGCGUGAACCGACAUUAUCUGAAUUAUUGGACUGAUAUACUGUAAUAAAUGAAGUUGAAUGUUGUUUAAUUUGUAGUAUAAUAUUCAGACUCUUGACGGUUAACGCAUAUUUUACACUAUUUUUGUAUUUACUUCAAUAUUAUAUCGUUAUUGUCGUUCAAAUUAGGUGAAUGUAUUUUAAUUUAUUUGCCGAAGUGGAUAUAGUUUAUUGGUAAAUAAAUUGGGUUUACAGUGGACACAUUAUGAUGGUUUUUUGAUAAAAAAAAUUCAUAUAUGGAAAAUAUAAUCAAUAAUUACUUCUUGAAGAAUAUACAUAAAAUAUUACAAUCCAUAAAUAUUAUGGUUUAUCAUUUAGGCAUCCAUCUGAAAAGUUGACUGAUACUGCAAAUAAUCUAAUGAAAGGAACUUAUAUACUUAACGAUCUGAGACUGUUGAUGAUUUAAUACUAAACACACUGUUUACGACAACUACACCAACUCUCACAAUGUAUGGACCUUCCAUAUUUUCAUAUCCUGCUCGAAUGGCUAGACAGUAUUAUUGUUGGAAAAUAAGUCGAAACACUAUCAGUCAAAAUAUAGUAUAGAGUACAAGCAUUAGGGAAUAUUGGUGCAUAAUUCAAUUCUUUCUUUUUGUUUAUAAAUUACUAAUAAAUAUGAUCAUAUGACUGAUGAACCUCCAUAACCAAUUUAUAGCUGCCGUGACUGAAUAUUCUCAAUAAGAAAACUGUAAAAAUUUUAAUUACUUUCAAUUUUUGAAAUGACACGUGAUUCAUUUAAGUCUAUUGAUACAAAUUAAAUUUAAUAUUGUUUAAAAAUAGUGUUGCAUUUUUAACCAUUGAGUGUUGAUUUAUGUUUGUGUAUACAAGUAGAGUUAGGUGCAUAUAUUUAUGGCAACUUUAUCAGUUACUUUUUAAGUUUUUGCUUAUAUACUCCUUAUUCAAUAACAUCAUCUAAUAGUCCUAUAUUUUAGACUAGAAUGUAGUGAUUUGAUAUUUGGCAAUAGGUAUGUAUGGCGUUAGGGAUUUAAUUCAUUCUUUAUCAAUUUAGUUCUAUAUUUUGUUGGGAAUCUAGUAAUACAAAGAGGCAUUUCAUUCUAAAAAUAAACUUAUCAAUUUAAUCCACAUUAAAACAAAUGUUCCAACGUUUUAAAAUGUGUAGUGAAGAGUUGCUUUACUCAUCUACUUCAAUAUAAUUUUCUGUUAUGCAAAAUUAGAUUAUGUGAUCAUAGUGGUGAAGUGACACUUUGCGUUUCAUAUUUUGUCGCAUUCUCAGAUCGCACUGAUUCAAAUUAUAGAAAUAGAAGCUUUGUUAGAAUUGGACUGUUAGAUGCUGUCAAUUGAACUAUGCAAAACAAACUGGGUCAAAAGCAGAACCUUCUUAAUUUCAGUAUUAGAUUUGCUUUUGAUUGUGUUUGUCCUUCUCCAUUAAUAUAACUUCACAAAACUCGAUCUGUACUAGUCAUCUUGAAUGUAAGUAAAAUUUGUUGUGUUAUAUUUCUUUAUUGUCAUCAGAUAUUGUCUGCGUAGCAAAAUAAUAAAAUAUGAGAUUAUACAUACUUUUUAAAAACAUUUAUAUAUUUUGUUUUGAUAUAAUUAUAUUUUAUUAUGUUUGCUGCGUUACUUACGGUAUUUGAUUAUUUAGAGUUAUUUUCAUGGAAACGACCUUUCUCAGUAUAUUUUUACAUAAGGUAUACUAGAUAGAGUACGUCAAUAUCUUAAUAAUUCUCAUUCAAACAGCAGUGGUUUUCCAGAGUUAAAGUAUUUUACAUUGAAACUUUAUUAUCAUGCCUCGAGAACUCGAGAAAGAAGGUAAUCUAUUUAAUUUGGGGUAUACAGAGUGAGAGUUGAUAUGAAACCUGUUUUACCUACAAAUGAAGGUUUUUGUAAGUAUUUAUCUUAUUUUGCACUGUAUCUCGGUUUUCCAGGUGCAAAUUCAAUGGUAUCCAAUCGUGUUUUAAUGAAAAUAGAGCCGAUAAUUUUGUGCAUUUGAAAAUAUUUUUACUUCAAUAGCUGCGUUAUGAAAACUAACUCCCAUGUAUUUAUUUCAAAUAUUAGCUGCUCAUCGCUUAGUCAAUAUUGAUUUCAAUAUUAAAAACCUGAUAAAUAUUCAUUAUAGUGCAGCUGUAUAAAUAAUCCUUGUUUUUUACGUAUUUCAUGAGUUGCUCUUCUAAACAUUUGUAACACCAUAGCAUUUAUUCCUAAACAAUUUAAUUACCACUAAUUGUUUUUGUCAUUGAGGCAUUAAAUCGUAAUAUUGUAAGGAUUCAUUUUUAUAGUCCCAUUGAUUAGUAGGUUGUGUACUUUAUUCUUAUAUGUUUCUUGAAUUAUUUGUAAAACUAUUAGUAUGGUUAUGGUUACAAAACAUUGCAGUUUAACUUAUUUUGUAUAAUUUAAAUAUUCUUUUUAAAUUAGCAAUAACUUGGAUUUAGCCUUUGUUAAGAUUAAAAAUCCACUUGGCAUAUUCAAAUUUCUAUAAUGCCACUAAAAAAAAGUAUACUGAGUAGUGUCCACCAUAUAUUAUAUUCUGCUGUUAGGACGUGAUCCUAUUUUUUAAUAUUGCAGGUGAGAAUUUUAUUAUCUGCAUUUUAAUCGUUUUGUACUGUUUUUAAUCAUUUAAUUUUGAAUCAAAAGAUAUUUAUUAUAUGGAAAAGGGUAACUUUGUUAUUUAGUGAGGAAAAUAUUUCAAUUUGAAUUUGAUUGUUUUAGUAACAACAUUGAGCCUAGUAGAUUUUCAUUUUCCAAAUAUUACAGAAAAAUAAUAGUUUAAGAUCCAUUAUAAAAAAAUCUGUAAAUUUUCAAUUUUUUUAUCAACAAGCAUUAUAUUUUUUAAUGAAACUGGAACAAAUUGAUCGUCUGUAGCAUUUUAAAAUAUCAUUUAAAACCAAUAAAAGAAAUAAAUCACUUUUUUAUAUGUAUAUUAUAGAUGUCCAAUUGUGUUUUAUGUGUUGUAUACAUUCGUAAACUUUGAUAGUUUAUAAUAUCUGUUUGAUAUUCUUAGAAUGUAAAUUAAAAAAGGGUGGUAGUAGACAUAUUAUAUGAAUGUGAUGCCAAUUUCUAUAUCUCAAUACCAAACUAACGCAAGUCACUCUAAAUCUACUUUUAAGGAAAACAUCAAAUCCGUAGGAAAUAAAAUCUAGGUCGCCCUGCAAAUUUAAUGAUUUAAUCAGUUUGCAAAAUAUUGUCUUAAAGCAUUCAUUGGUAUUUUGUUUAGAAUAUUUUUUUGGAUAUUCUCAUUGGUGGGAUUGCAGACAAAAAAAGAUCCUUUUCCAUCUACUUUUUUUUUGGAAGUAUCCUCAGCUUGAAUGGUGUUCUAAUACAAAUUGGCAUUUACGUAUAUCAACUGUAACCAUACUGUUUUAUUGAAAUAGACAGUUCCUUGAGAAAGUCUUCCAGAAGCAUCAUUCUCACAAAAAAUGGGUUCUUUCUAGAUCAAUAAGUAAUGAAAUUUGGCUACACAUUUGUGGUAAUAAUACUGUAGUUAUUUUGACUCUUUCGAUCACAGUAUGCUUAGUGUCAACUUAUUUUAGAGAGGAAGUUUCCAGCAGCCAUAAAUACAUAAAAAAUAUUCGGAAACUUGUUUUGACACUAUAGUUAUUAAUCCAGGCUGUAAAGUUUUCUCAGAAUAUUGAAGCUCCUCAUAUGUAAGUAGAUAGACAUGAUACACAUUCGUUCCUUCCUAUUUUUAUAGUUCCGAUAUAAUAACCUAAAGGUUUCAUUAACCUAAUUUUUUACCUAACUUUUCUCAAGUCCAUUCCUAAGCGAAACAUUUUUAGUUUAUUAAGUUUUUCAUUCUUAAUUUGACAGUCUACUUCGUCACAAACAUCACAGAUGUAAUUGACUGGCAAUAGGCAAAAACAAUUUAAAUUCUUUAUUAAACGUUUUGGAAUAAACCAAUUUCUUCUUAAUUGUAAAUUUUUGAAAAUGUGACUACUAAUUCUCUCCAAGCUAUCACUUUGUAACUUAUUUACAGAAAUAUGCUUCCCUUUAAAAUGUGCUGUCAACUAGACUUACUAGCUUUUUUUAAAGAAACCUUAAUGGAUAUCAUUGGUUGCAACUACGUAAAAUUUCACUAACCAAUUAGAAAUAUUCUGCCCCUGGAAGCUUUUUUUGGAUGACAUAGUCACUCAACUAUCAAUAAGGUAAUUGGGUUGGAAUUUCUAGAAUCAAUCGCGAUAUUUAUACUUAACACUUUGAUCUGUACCACUGUACCAAUGUUCACAAUUAUUGCCUGAGGAGUGUUUCGUUAACAAAGUUAUUAUCUUCAGAGUCUGACGGUGUGCUAUGUUUCUGAAAACAAAACGUGAAUGUAGUGAUAAUGGUUCAGUAUCAGAAUUGUGCAACAGACAUGUAAAUUUGACUAUUCCUGUUAACAUAAACUCUCAAAUUAUGCAACCAAUAUAAUACGAUAUACAUAAUGCUACAUACGACAAUUUGAGAAAAAUCGUAUUUAGAUUUGAAUUUCUCAAUUUAUGGAUGAUGAAUUCAACAACUACUUCAAUUUGUUUAUGGUGUCAAUUAAUAAUUUUUUUCAAAAAAAACUUGGCAUUGGAACCAAAUAAAAACAUACUCUUCUGCUGGACAAAAGAUAUGGAAGUUAUCUAAUUUCUCAAAAAGGCUACUAUAGAAUUUAGGUGUAGUGUAUAUAUUUAUUUUUGUUUGAUACUAAUUGUUGCAGUUGUAUUUGUAUUAUAUUUAUAUAUUUUCCAAAUUUAUUUAUAUAGAGUUUCAUACGACGUUUUGAUUUACAAAUGCGGUAAUGAAGAACUAUUAAAAGUACGUUUCGCAUUUAAUACACUAUUUUACAAAUGGAAUAUUGCGCCCAAGAUAUCCGAAGAUAUCCUAUUGACAGAUACGGGUAUGAGAUUAGAUGUGGGAAACUGAAUUCAUUGUGAAUAACUUUUUAAUUAGUGAAUAACAAAUUCAUGUUUCUGUUUAUAGUUUUUGAAACAUUAACAGACUAAAACGUCGUGUGAUAUCCUAUAUAGGGCAUACCUAGUCUACAUGAUAUGCAUAUUUGAAUGAUAAAAAUAAUUUUUAGCCAUCCAAUAAACGAAAAUUUGAAUAUUACUGAAAUUUUUACUUAGUGUCUGUUAUUUAUGAAUAAAAAUUUGACACAACAUAAUGUUGACCGAAAAAAAUUAGUUUUUGAUUAGGACGUAUAGAAUUAAGACCGACUUAUUUACAUAUAUAUUCAGAAAUUGUGAAUGUUUAAAAGAACUUACAUUUUCUGUUCACAAUUUCCUAAUCUCGUAAUUUAACAAAUUUAUCAGAUGGAGGCAAUUAUAGAAUUAAUAAAGAAUACCAAUAUAAAUUAUAACUUUGAAUAACAAUAUGUGGUUAAAUCGCUUGUUAAAAGUGCUUAAUAAAUGUAAAAAUUUAUUUAUGAAGAUUGCUUUAUUUCUU